AUGGGACAGUCUCAGGCAAACCAGGAUGGGAUGGUCACCCUGCCCCAGGCCACCUGGCUGUCUUUGCUGGCAGUAGGGUCCCCAGGCUGGGCCUGGGUCCCCAACCACUGCAGGACCCCCAGCAAGGCUGUGUGCAACUUCGUGUGUGACUGCAGGGACUGCUCCGACGAGAUGCAGUGCGGUUACCACAGGGCCUCACCCACCCAGGGCACCCCCUUCGUCUGCGACUUCGAGCAGGACUCCUGUGGCUGGCGGGACAUCAGCACCUCCGGCUACAGCUGGCUCCGAGACCGGGCAGGAGCUGCACUUGAGGAUCCAGGGCCGCGCGCGGACCACACUCUUGGCACCGACCUGGGCUGGUACGUGGCUGUUGGCACCCACCAGGGGAAGGAGGCAUCCACCGCAGCCCUGCGCUCCCCAACCCUGCACGAGGCGGCCCCCACCUGUGAGCUGAGGCUCUGGUACCACGUGGCCUCUGGAGGUGUGGCUGAGCUGCGGCUGGAGCUGACCCACAGCGCCGAGACACUGACCCUGUGGCAGAGCUCCGGGCCCUGGGGCCCAGGCUGGCAAGAGCUGGUGGUAGCCACCGGCCGCGUCCAGGGCGACUUCCGAGUAACCUUCUCUGCCACCCGAAAUGCCACCCACAGGGGCACUGUGGCCUUGGACGACGUGGCCUUCUGGGGCUGUGGACUGCCUACCCCCCAGUCGCGCUGCCCCCUGGGCCAUCACCAUUGCCAGAACAAGGCCUGCGUGGAGCCCCACCAGCUGUGUGACGGCGAGGACAACUGUGGGGACGGUUCAGAUGAGGACACUCCCACCUGCAGCCACCACAUGGCCACCAACUUUGAGACGGGCCUGGGCCUGUGGAACCAUUCGGAGGGCUGGGCCCGGAACCACAGCGCCAGCGGCCCCCAAUGCCCUGCCUGGCCACGCCGCGACCACAGCAGGAACAGUGCGCAGGGCUCCUUCCUGGUCUCCGUGGCUGAGCCCAGCACCCCCGCUAUCCUCUCCAGCCCCGAGUUCCAAGCCUCAGGCCCCCACAACUGCUCGCUCAUCUUCUAUCACUACCUGCACGGCUCCGAGGCCAGCAGCCUCCAGCUGCUCCUGCAGAGCCAGAGCCCUGGCGCCCCUCGGGCCCCCGUCCUGCUGCGCAGGCGCCACGGAGAGCUGGGGGCCGCCUGGGUCCGAGACCGGGUUGACAUCCAGAGCAAGCACCCCUUCCGGAUCCUUCUGGCUGGGCAGACAGGGCCAGGGGGCGUCGUGGGCCUGGAUGACCUCAUCCUGUCGGACCACUGCAAACCAGUCCCCGUGGUGUCUGGCCUGCCUCCGGGGCUCUGGGCCCCAGCACCCUGGCCCCAGCCGCCCAGCCUGCAGCCCCGGGAUUUUUGCGAACCAGGACAUCUCUCCUGUGGGGAACUGUGUGUCCCCCCGGAGCAGCUCUGUGACUUCCAGCAGCAGUGCAUAGGGGGCGAGGACGAGCAGGAAUGUGGCACCACGGACUUUGAAUCCCCCACGGCUGGGGGCUGGGAAGACGCCAGCGUGGGGCGGCUGCAGUGGGGGCAUCUCCUGGCCCAGGAGAGCGGAGGCCCUAGCACCGAUGCCAGCGGGGCUGCUGCUGGGCACUUCCUGUCCAUGCAGAGGGCCUGGGGGCAGCUGAGAGCAGAGGGCCGGGUCCUCACACCCGCCCUGGGCCCCUCAGGCCCCCACUGUGAACUCCACAUGGCUUACUACUUUCAGAGUCACCCGCAAGGCUUCCUGGUGCUGGUCGUGGUGGAGGACGGCCACCGCGAGUUGGUGUGGCAGGCCCCGAGCAGCAGCCGUGGAAGCUGGAAGGUGGACACGGUCCUUCUUGGGGCACGCCGCCGGCCCUUCCGGCUGGAGUUUGUCGGCCUGGUGGACUUGGACGGCCCUGGGCAGCAGGGCGCCGGGGUAGACAAUGUGAUCAUGAAGGACUGCAGCUCCACAGUGGCCAGCAAGACAGACACAGAGAUCUCCUGUAACUUUGAGCGGGACACGUGCGGCUGGCACACCGGCCACCUCACAGAUGCCCACUGGCGCCGGAUGGAGAGCCGUGGCCCUGGGUACGAUCACACCACAGGCCAAGGCUACUUCAUGCUCCUGGACCCCACAGAUCCCCCAGCCCGGGGCCUUGGUGCCCACCUGCUCACCCAGCCCCAGGUGCCGGCGGCCCCUCAGCAGUGUCUCUCCUUCUGGUACCACCUCUACGGGCCCCAGGUCGGGACACUGCGCCUGGUGAUGAGACGGGAUGGGGAGGCGGACACACUCCUGUGGUCCCGGUCUGGCACCCACGGCAACCGCUGGCAUGAGGCCUGGGCCACCCUCCACCACCAGCUGGACUCCGGCACCAAAUACCAAGUGAGGUCAGGUGCCCGGGCGGUGGGAGGCAGGGCAAGGCCCCAGCAGGCUGACACCCUCCGCCCCCAGCUGCUGUUCGAGGGCCUCCGGGAUGGCUACCACGGCACCAUGGCGCUGGACGACGUGGCUGUGCGGCCUGGGCCCUGCUGGGCCCCCAAGCGCUGCUCCUUCGAGGACUCAGCCUGUGGUUUCUCCACUGGGAGCCAGGGCCUCUGGACGCGCCAGGCCAGUGCCACAGGCCACACCGCCUGGGGCCCCCGUGCUGACCACACCACAGAGACAACUCAGGGGCACUACAUGGUGGUGGACAUGAGCCCACAGGCCCUGCCCCGUGGCCACGUGGCCUCCCUGACCUCAGAGGAGCACAGGCCGCUGGCCCAGCCUGCCUGCCUGACCUUCUGGUACCACCUGAGCCUCCAAAACCCAGGCACCCUGCAGGUCCACAUGGAGGAGGCCGAGAGGCACCAGGUGCUCAGCAUCAGCGCCCACGGAGGGUUUGCCUGGCGCCUGGGCAGCGUGGACGUGCAGGCUGAGCAGACCUGGAGGGUGAGUGCGCAGGUGGGGCCUUCCUCACCCCCAAGGGCUCCAGACUGGGCAGAGGCUACCCUACUCCCAUCUGCCCAGGUGGUGUUUGAGGCAGUGGCCGCCGGCGUGGAGCGCUCCUACAUCGCUCUGGACGACCUGCUCCUCCAGGAUGGGCCCUGCCCUCGGCCAGCUUCCUGUGACUUUGAGGCUGGCCUGUGUGGCUGGAGCCAUCUGCCCUGGCCCGGCCUGGGCAGGUACAGCUGGGACUGGAGCAGUGGAGCCACACCCUCCCGCUACCCCCAGCCCCCUGUGGACCACACCCUGGGCACGGACGCAGGCCACUUUGCUUUCUUUGAAACUGGCGUGCUGGGCCCUGGGGGCCGGGCAGCCUGGCUGCGCAGUCAGCCUCUGCCUGCCACCAAGGCCUCCUGCCUCCGCUUCUGGUACCACGUGGGCUUUCCCGAGCACUUCUACAAGGGCGAGCUGAGGGUGCUCCUGAGCAGUGCCCGGGGCCAGCUGGCCGUGUGGGGUGCUGGCGGGCGCCUGCGGCACCAGUGGCUGGAAGGCCACGUGGAGGUGGCCAGCACCGAGGAGUUCCAGGUGAGGCCAGGCUACACGGGGCCAGGAGGCCUCGCAGGGGCCAUCCUCCUCGAGUCUACACAGCCUCUUCUCUCCACCCCCGGGCAGAUCGUGUUUGAAGCCACUCUGGGUGGCCAGCCAGCCCUGGGGCCUAUUGCCCUGGAUGACAUCGAGUAUCUGGCUGGGCAGCACUGCCAGCUGCCUGCACCAAGCCAAGGGAACACGACAAUGGCCGUGUCUGUGCCAGCUGUGGUUGGCGGCGCCCUCCUUCUCCUCGUGCUCCUGGUGGUCCUGGGACGGCACUGGCUGUGGAAGAAGGGGGGCUACCCCUUCGAGGGUGAGACGGCGACCGUGGCCCCUGGCUUUGACAACAUUCUCUUCAACGCGGAUGGCGUCAUCCUGCCGGCGUCAGUCACCAAUGACCAGUAG
Diceros bicornis minor is the source of this 3909-nucleotide messenger RNA. RefSeq names its product MAM domain containing 4 (gene MAMDC4). Gene Ontology annotation, cellular component: membrane. Gene Ontology annotation, molecular function: protein binding. NCBI's taxonomy places the organism in Eukaryota, Metazoa, Chordata, Mammalia, Perissodactyla, Rhinocerotidae. The record is from RefSeq and is a predicted model, not a curated record.